AAGCUGCCAAAAUUUCAAUUUUCUUCCAAAAUUGAGAACCUGGUCUUAAAAUUCUCGAAAGAACUCUCACCCAAGUCGGGAAAAAGAGUGGGAGGAAAUGUCGGGAACUGCUAACCUUAUCUCCUGCAACUCCUCUUCUGUUCCUCCUCUCAAACCCUCGAAACGAACUCAAACCCUUAUAAGAUCUCAAAACCUAGGUGUUCAGACAAAACCCAGUUCCGAAUUCCGCGGAACAGUUUCAAAGCUCUCAGCUUUUCGUACACCCGACAAGAUUUCUCCGCGUGAUAGGCAUUUCCCGCUGUACAAUCGAAAGGGUUCCUCCCAGGUGUGCAAGAGCUCAUUGAACGACCCAGAUUCGGAGGAAAGUGGGACUGUAAGCGAAGAGAGAGAUUGGACAAGCUCCGUAUUGCUUCUGGUUCUGUGGGGUGCUCUUCUGUACUAUGCCUUCAAUCUUUCUCCUAACCAGACACCGACACAAGACCUGUACUUUCUGAAAAAGCUUCUGAAUUUGAAAGGGGAUGAUGGUUUCAGAAUGAACCAGAUUCUCACGUCUCUAUGGUACAUCAUGGGUCUAUGGCCUUUGGUAUACGCCAUGCUUUUGCUCCCUACCGGUUCAAGUUCUAAAAACAAAAUCCCCGCCUGGCCAUUUGUUGUGGCCUCGGUCUUCGGCGGCGUGUACGUUUUGCUACCUUACUUUGCUUUAUGGAGCCCUCCUCCUCCUCGUGUCUCGGAGGCUGAACUGAGAAGAUGGCCUUUGAAUCUUCUGGAGUCAAAACUAACUUCCGGGAUAGCUUUCCUCUCGGGACUGGCCUUGAUUCUCUACGCGGUCGUCUUGAACGGAACCGACUGGACAGAGUUCUACCAGUACUUUCGGGAAAGCAAAUUCAUUCACGUCAUGAGCCUUGAUUUCUGUUUACUAUCUGCAUUCGCUCCGUUCUGGGUUUACAAUGAUAUGACUGCUCGGAAAUGGUACGAGAAAGGCUGGUGGCUUCUGCCGGUAUCUGUGGUUCCAUUCCUGGGUCCAUCUCUUUACCUUUUCCUCCGGCCGUCGCUGUCUGAGAUACCGGUUUCGACAAAUCCUGAAUCAUCCGAGCCAAGACAAUGACGUUAUCCGCUGGCUGGCCAUGAAUGAAUUGAUCUCGAGCUUUUGGACAGAUUCAAGUCAGUUUCUCUUCUCAGACAGACGCCAGUAGCUGAUGCAAGAAGGCUCGUAUUCAUAUGUCAAUGAAGCAUGUUGCUUCAGAACUCUGUACGGAUGGUAAAAGGAAAAUGCGAGAGACUGACUGUGGAUUCGGAAUCAGAUUCAUCUGCUUUUUUGUUUUCAUUUGUUCUGUCAGUAA
This is a messenger RNA of Tarenaya hassleriana, 1340 nucleotides long. RefSeq lists its product as uncharacterized. NCBI's taxonomy places the organism in Eukaryota, Viridiplantae, Streptophyta, Magnoliopsida, Brassicales, Cleomaceae. The coding region runs from base 98 to 1105 and encodes 335 amino acids. The transcript is spliced from 6 exons. The record is from RefSeq and is a predicted model, not a curated record.